Molecule: messenger RNA, 1539 nt
Organism: Corylus avellana
Lineage: Eukaryota; Viridiplantae; Streptophyta; Magnoliopsida; Fagales; Betulaceae
Product: caffeic acid 3-O-methyltransferase
Molecular function (GO): protein dimerization activity; O-methyltransferase activity
Source: RefSeq, a predicted model, not a curated record
AUUUAAUUCCAUAUUCCCCAGAUAGAUCCCUCCCACAUGGUGUUCAUGGCAUGGUUCUCUGAGAGGUGAAUUAGCAAAAGUUGGGAUCCUGCCUUUGGACCUCGAUCAGACCAUUCAAACCACUGAAAAAGUUCCAUCUCCCUGAGUGCAAGUUCCGGAUCACACUCACUUCCUCGCGCAAAGUCAAAAAAUGAGUAGCUCUGAACAAACCAACCCGAACCCGAUAACCCAACAGCAAGAACUAGACCAAGAAGAAGAAGAGGUGGGCAAAUUGGCCGUCCGGUUGGCAAACGGGGUGGUCCUUCCUAUGGUUCUGAAGUCAGCGCUUGAGCUCAACCUCAUCGAGAUAAUCUCAGACGCGGGCACCGGCACUUUCCUCUCAUCUUCCGAGAUUGCGGGCCGGCUGCCCACCAAGAACCCGGACGUGCCGGUUCUUCUGGACCGGAUGCUAAGCCUCUUGGCGAGCUAUUCCAUACUCAAGUGCUCGCUCGUGACCAGAGAGGACGGGGAGGUUGAGAGACUCUAUGGCGUCGGACCCAUUUGCAAGUUCCUGGUUAAGAACCCACACGGGGGCUCUGUCGCUCCUCUGUUCCUGUUGCACCACGAUAAGGUCUUCAUGGAGAGCUGGUACCACUUGAAUGACGUUAUACUAGAAGGCGGGAUUCCUUUCAACAGGGCCUAUGGGAUGACAGCGUUUGAAUACCCAGGAACAGAUCAAAGGUUCAAUCGGGUAUUCAACCAGGCAAUGUCAAACCAUACCACCUUGAUCAUGAAGAAAUUACUCGAUGUGUACAAAGGGUUCGAAGGCCUUAAAGUGUUGGUUGAUGUGGGUGGUGGGAUUGGAGUUACCCUUAGCAUUAUCACUUCCAAGUAUCCUCAAAUUAAGGGCAUCAAUUUUGAUCUGCCUCAUGUUUUAGCUGAUGCGCCUUCUUAUCCAGGUGUGGAGCACAUUGGGGGAGAUAUGUUUGAUAGCGUUGCAGAAGGAGAUGCCAUUUUCAUGAAGUGGAUACUCCAUGAUUGGAGUGAUGAGCAUUGCUUGAAACUUCUCAAAAACUGCUGGAAUGCUCUUCCCAACUCAGGAAAGGUGAUCAUUGUGGAAUCAAUUCGUCCUGUGGCUCCUGAGAAUAGUGUUUCGGCAAAUAUCGUCUUUGAGCAAGAUUUGUUCAUGUUGGCUCAAAAUCCAGGAGGAAAAGAGCGGACCCAAAAAGAGUUUGAGGCAUUAGCUUUAAAAUCUGGAUUUUCUGGCUGUGAGGUCAUGUGCUGUGCUUACAACAGCUGGGUUAUGGAGUUCCACAAGGGAGCCGAUCCUUAAGUUGCUAGAAUAACUUUUUCUUUUGUUUGUUUUGCCAUUGCUACCUGUAGCUCAUGGUAAUUUCAUUCUGUCAAAAUUUCAGGGUUGAGUACCCUACUCUAUUAUGUUGUUGUAAUAAUAGAGCACAAAUUUCCAACUGUGUAGGAAACUCCUACAAACUUUCUAUUUGUAAAGCUACAAGUUCAUUAAAGCUAUAUGUUCCAGUUGUAUUUGAUAUUGGUUUGUCA